This is a messenger RNA of Cryptomeria japonica (Japanese cedar), 3330 nucleotides long. RefSeq names its product probable helicase CHR10. Gene Ontology annotation, biological process: chromatin remodeling; DNA repair. Lineage: Eukaryota; Viridiplantae; Streptophyta; Pinopsida; Cupressales; Cupressaceae. The record is from RefSeq and is a predicted model, not a curated record. Gene Ontology annotation, molecular function: ATP-dependent chromatin remodeler activity; DNA helicase activity; ATP binding. The transcript has 16 exons. Bases 357 to 2921 code for a protein of 854 amino acids.
UUUAAAAAAGGGAAAAAUAAAGAAAAAGAAGAAGAAAAGAAAGGAAAAGAAAAGAAAAGAAGAGAAGAAAAUAAUGGUUGAGAGGUAUGGGUAGCAACAUGUCAAACUACAGGCAACUAGAAAGAAUCCAGAAGCAUUUGAUAACAAACAAAAACAAGAAAUGGCGGCAGGCAUGAAGUAUGAGCAGAGGCUGGCAGCCGCGGCGCAGCUGGCCGAGCUCGAUGACGAUGAAGAAAACCUUCGAACGGUCGAGGAAGUUGCCAAAAAAUGCAGGUUAUGGGGCAUCAUGGCUGAACUUAAGCCUCACCAGUCCCAAGGAGUCUCUUGGCUCAUACGCCGAUACGUUCGUGGUGUAAAUGUUAUUCUCGAUGGGACUUGGAAAAACAUUGCAGGCCAUAUGCUUGCUGGCAUACUUAAAAAUUGAAAGGAAACGCCCUGGGCCAUUUUUAGUACUAUGUCCACUAAGCGUAACAGAUGGUUGGGCAUCUGAGUUUGCCAAGUUCUCUCCCAGCCUAAGAGUUCUUAGAUAUGUUGGUGAUAAAGAACACCGGUUGGAGAUGCGCAAAGAGAUAUUUGAAUAUGUGAGCAAGCGGACUUCUAAAUCAGGUGCUGAACAGGAUUUACCUUUUGAUGUUUUCUUGACAACGUAUGACCUAGCAAUGUUGGAUGCAAGCUUUCUUUCUCAUAUCCGAUGGCAUUAUGCAAUCAUUGAUGAAGCUCAACGAAUCAAAAACCCUUCUAGCGUUCUCUACACUACUCUUCAAGAGCGUUACAUGAUUCCAAGACGAUUGCUAAUGACAGGGACCCCUGUGCAAAAUAAUCUUUCUGAACUUUGGGCAUUGUUGCAUUUUUGCAUGCCUCUGGUCUUUGGUGCUUUGGAGGAUUUUGUCGCUACAUUUAAGAAAGCUGCAGGUGACAAUACAUCUGGAGAUGACAAACAGGUUAAGCUGUUAAGAUAUAUUGUGCAAGUAUUCAUGCUUCGCCGCACCAAAGCUUUCCUUGUGCAGAAUGGCACUCUUACAUUGCCACCACUGUCUGAGGUCACAGUAAUGGCUCCUCUGGUACCACUUCAGAAGAAAAUCUAUAUAUCCUUAUUGCGUAAAGAGCUGCCUAAGCUACUGACGAGGAGUGUGGGCACUUUGCAGCAGCAGUCUUUGCAAAAUAUUGUGGUACAGUUGCGGAAGGCUUGUAGCCAUCCUUACCUUUUCGGUGGUGUGGAGCCAGAGCCAUUUGAAGAAGGUGAACACCUCGUUCAGGCAAGUGGGAAACUCCUCAUUCUGGAUGCUUUACUUCAGAAACUGCAUUUGGAUGGUCACCGUGUUUUGAUUUUUGCUCAAAUGACCCGUACACUAGAUAUUCUUCAGGAUUACUUGGAGCUGCGAAGGUAUUCUUAUGAGCGCCUUGAUGGUUCAGUGAGAGCUGAGGAGCGCUUUGCAGCAGUGCAGAGCUUUAGUGGAAAACCUUCUAGUGUGCAAGAGGCCAGUGGCGUUGAGAACCCAGAUGAUGAUACUAACAAAGCAUUUGUGUUCCUUAUAUCAACUCGAGCUGGUGGUGUUGGAUUGAAUCUUGUAGCGGCUGAUACUGUGAUUUUUUAUGAGCAGGACUGGAAUCCACAGGUUGACAAGCAAGCAUUGCAGCGUGCUCAUCGCAUAGGUCAGCUGCAUCAUGUCUUGGCAAUAAGUAUUGUGACAGAAAAUACAGUUGAGGAGGUCAUUAUGUCCAGGGGAAAAAGAAAAUUACAACUUACUCACAAUGUUAUUGGUCCUGAUGAUUCUGAGCUGGGAGAAAAUGGAACUGAAGAUCCAUCAGGCAAUGAUUUAAGGUCUAUGAUAAUUUAUGGCCUGCACAAAUUUGAUCCUUCAGAAGAUGUAGAAUGGAACUCAAAUGAAACCAGGUCUACUGAGAUGAAAAAUAUGGCUGAAAAGGUUUUAGGCACACGACUUCAUAGUUCCAUGAACAUGGUUGAUGAAAGGUUUAAAAUUGAUUCGCAAGGAAGGACAGGAAUUGACUCCAUUUACUUUUAUGAUGGAAAUGAUGUUUCUUCAGAAACAUUUAUCGAGACAGAUUCACACCAUGAUAAAAAUGCUGAUGAAGUUGCAUUCGAGUCAUGGAUGGACAGAGUGAAGGACAUACCAUUGAAUGAUCAGUUGGUUAAUGAUGCAAGAGGAAGAAAUCGGGCAUCUUCUCACAUUGAAUUAGAGGAAGCUAGAGCUGAGAAGAGAAGAAAAAUAGAAGAUAGAAAGCUUGCUAAAUGGGAGGCCCUUGACUAUAAAUCACUGGCAGUUGAAGAUGUGUCUGAGAGAUUGAGCAUUGAACAACAAAGCUCAGACUCUGGGGAGGUUCAGUUUGUAUUUGGAGAUUGUACACACCCUAUAAAAUGCGAUCCGAAUGAAGCAACAAUAAUUUUUAGUUGUGUUGACAAUUCUGGUAAUUGGGGGAGCGGAGGCAUGUUUGAUGCACUAUCUAAUAUUUCUCAAAAAGUUCCAGAUGCUUAUGGGAAAGCCCAUGAAUGUCAAGAUUUACAUUUAGGAGAUUUGCAUCUUAUACCAAUCUCAGGAAAAUGUUCAGAUGAACAUGAGCAGGGGCUACCAAAUGAAGGUUCACAAUGGGUGGCAUUGGCGGUGGUACAAACAUAUAACCCUAGACGGAAAGUGCCUCGUAGUGAUAUCUCUUUAGAUCAUUUGGAAAUCUGCUUAAAGAAGGCUAGCAUCUCAGCUUUUCAAAAUUCAGCAUCUAUACAUAUGCCAAGAAUUGGAUUUCGUUCGACAGACAAGCGUACCGAGUGGUAUACUGUAGAACGUCUUCUCCACAAAUAUUCAGCCAUAUAUGAUGUAAAAAUAUAUGUGUACUAUUUUAAGUGGAAGCUGAAAGGGAAUCUAUCAAAUCUGAAUCAUCUCAAUCAAGAUGUGGCCCUUGCAUGAGAAAGAAAAUUGCAGUAAGUUGUGAAUAAUAAGGUCUAUGAUAGGGGAUCUUAUAUAUUGUACAUAAAUUGGACAUUAUAACUAUUUAAUUGUCUAUAUUGUUCGUGUUAAUGAAUAUAAAUAAAACUACCUCGCCACUGUUGAAAAAGGGAAAAGGACGUGCUAGGCUGGUUUGAAUUGACAGAAUUUAAAGGAAAUAUGAACAUUCACAUCUCUACAUUAAUGAUGACAUUGUAGUUAAGUUGUUAACAUGUUCACUUUCAGCAUUGACAAAAUUUAAGUAUUGUAAUAAUUGUUGUUUCAUCAUCUUUGCUACUCAGACCAGUCAUGCUAGAAGUUGAUUGUCAAAAAGAUAUAAUUUACACAUUGAAAGGAAAUUGCCAUUUAGUGUUUAAUUUGAUGGCGAAAA